AUGAAUAUUCCAAUUACAGAGACUUAUGAAUAUAAACAACUAACCAAAAUUUUAGAUAUCUUACAACAACAAAGAGAACAAGUUUUAAAAGAUAAAGAAACCAUUCAAAAUGCGUAUGAUGAAGCAUUAAAAUCACCAAUAGAAUAUAUUGAAAAUUUAAUUGGGGGUAAAAUACAAUUACCAGGUAAAAUAAAUAUAGAAGAAGUACCAAAAUUUUCAAUUGGUUUAGGAACAUAUAAUAAUAAUAAGAACAAUAAUAAUAAUAAUAAUAAUAAUAAUAAUAAUAAUAAUAAUAAUAAUAAUAAUAAUAAUAAUAAUAAUAAUAAUAAUAAUAGUAAUAAUAAUAAUAUUAAUAAUAACAAUAAUUCAAGAUCAAGAAAUGCAACAAAUUUAAAAAUUCCUCAUCUAUCAAGUGAAAGUGAAUCUGAAAGUGAUAAUGGUGGUGAUGGUGGUAGAAAUAAAAGGAAAUUUUCAUCAUUUUCAUCUACUACAACGACCAAUACAGAAAUAAAUUCAUUAUCAAUAUCAGAAGGUGAAAAUAAUAGAGUUACAACUAAUCGUUUAACUAAAAGACAAAGUGAAAAUUUAACAUAUUGGACAGAAGAAGAACAAAAACUAUUAGAACAACUAUUAGUUAAAUAUCCAGAAGAAGAGGUAGCUUCACAUAGAUGGACAAAGAUUGCAACUCAUAUUAAGGGUAGAACACCACAACAAGUUGCAAGUAGAACUCAAAAAUUCUUUAAAAAAUUGGAAAAAGCCGGUUUAAGAAUUCCUGGUUCAAGAAAAAAAAAACAAUCACAACAACAACAACAACAACAACAACAACAACAACAACAAAAUAAUAAUAAUAAUAAUAAUAAUAACAAUAAUAAACAACCACAACCAACAUCAAGAAUUGAUUCAUCAUCCGAUAGAUCUGAUAAUGAUGAAAAAAUUAAAAAUAAAUCAUCAUCAUCAUCAUCAUCACAUGUUGGUAAAUCAAAAGUUGAACAUACUGGAUUUAAAUGUGAUGGAUGUGAUAUUGAACCAAUUAUUGGAACUAGAUGGCAUUGUGCUGAAUGUAUAAAUGAAGUUGAUUUAUGUGAAGAUUGUAAAGAGAAAUAUGAAGAGAUUGGCUCGCAUAACUCUUCACAUCACAUGACCGCAAUCGAUAAUCCUGAUAAUUAUUUCAUGGAUGAUGAUUAUAAAUUCUCUUAUCCAUCUGGUGAAACAAAUUAUUUAGACCCAAAUUAUAGAUAG
This is a messenger RNA of Dictyostelium discoideum AX4, 1239 nucleotides long. Its product is annotated as myb domain-containing protein. Lineage: Eukaryota; Evosea; Eumycetozoa; Dictyosteliales; Dictyosteliaceae. Gene Ontology annotation, cellular component: nucleus. Gene Ontology annotation, molecular function: DNA binding; zinc ion binding. Gene Ontology annotation, biological process: regulation of DNA-templated transcription; DNA-templated transcription. The coding region runs from base 1 to 1239 and encodes 412 amino acids. The transcript is spliced from 2 exons. The record is from RefSeq and is a predicted model, not a curated record.